UCCCUUUGAGUAUCUCACAGCAAUUCCGAAAUAAGGAUUCCAAUCAUGGCUUAUCCAUCUAUGUGUUUGUGGAAGUAAUAGAGAAUACAAAAAGAGAAACUUAUUCCAAUAUAUUCCUAUAUAUAUAUACACACAAAAUUUAUAGGGUACUUCACUAGCAAAGUGAAGCUGGUUAAAGUUUCUUGGCAACCUCAAAGUUUAAAGAAGUGAAUGAGACUUUGCAGUUGCAGGGAGAGGAAAUAAAGUGAGCAAGCAAAGCGUUUGAUAGCUAAACUAGUUUACUUGAAUCAAGGGACAAGCUUUCUUGUUUGAUUUUUGUUUUCUUUUUGAAGUCACCAUGGACUCUUCAAAACUCCAUUCUCAAUUCAAGGUUGAAGAACAGUAUGUUAAGUAUGCUUCUCUGCUAACUCAAACCGGCCAUCAAAUAUCAACCGAAGAUGAAAGGAAGCCCGACCACUUCCCGAGUUUUGGUAGCAGACACAAUAGGAAUUCGGUCGAAACCAUCCCGAAAUCAAGGGAUCUAUGGACACCCCCUUUGAUAAGGACUUCAUUGAAUGAGGAUAGCUUCGACCAACAACCCGCAAAUGAGUUUCUCCUUGCAAAUACCAAAGAUGAUAUGUCAGGCUCCUUCCCCAAACUGAGUGAGACGAUGUAUUGCAACUCUAGCGCAGAGGACUCGUAUUUACUGUCUAGAAAACACUAUCCACAGUCCAGUGAUCAAGAUCUAGGAGGAAAUCUAUGGCACAGAAAUUUUUCCGUUGCUGACAACAUGACUGAGAGGCAGUCAUCGUCUGGAAACUUUUACACUGAUGCUAAUGGUCAGUCCCCAUGUUCGGGAACCGCAGCAGCUAGCGGAUAUGAUUUCAAUCAUAUCUUUCCAAAUGCAAAUAUUUCUACCCCAGAUAUGUGUUCCACAUUGAUUUCAAACUAUUUGGACUUGAACUUAAAAUCCUUGGAUCUUUUGACCUCUACAUAUGAUAUUGGUGGGAGUUACAAUCGAUCUUUUGUCGAAAUUCCUGGAAAAUUAAGCAGAAAUGUGCUUAUGGGCCAUGAUCUCAGAAGAGAAAGCAAUGUUAGUCCAUCCACCAGCUCCGAAGUAUCAGCCUUUGUUAGUGGAUCAACAAGCACAAAGAGACCUGGUAGCUUUUCCGAGUCAAAGGACUCCCAUACCGAUGCUAAGAAGCAGCGGUCCUCAAUGUCACAAUCCCCAUGCCCAACAUUAAAGGUUAGAAAGGAGAAACUAGGAGACAGGGUUGCAGCACUUCACAAGCUGGUGGCACCAUUUGGCAAGACAGAUAUUGCUUCAGUGUUAACAGAAGCCAUUGGCUACAUCCAGUUCCUCCAUGACCAAGUUGAGACAUUGAGUGUGCCAUUUUUGAAAUCAUCACAAACCAAGCUUUAUAGAACAAUGCAAAUGGGUUCGAAAGAAGAAGGAAAAGAAGAGCAGAAGCCUGAUCUUACAAGUAGAGGACUAUGCCUGGUGCCCCAGUCUUGCGCCGAGUACUUUAUUAAUUGUUGCUUUAGUUGAAUUUAGACGUCCCCUUUUGAGAAACUCGAGGUUGUACAUAAAAAAAAUGAUUUUGGCCUUCGGAAUUAUGAAAACUACUGGUGUAGGCUCAAGGUCUGGUUAUUGAGACAGAAAGCUUUAGCUGGUUCAUAUAUAUUUGUCAACCUCCAUGAAAAAAUAUUUG
This is a messenger RNA of Hibiscus syriacus, 1691 nucleotides long. Its product is annotated as transcription factor bHLH110-like. The transcript has 7 exons. Bases 338 to 1528 code for a protein of 396 amino acids. The record is from RefSeq and is a predicted model, not a curated record. Gene Ontology annotation, biological process: regulation of transcription by RNA polymerase II. NCBI's taxonomy places the organism in Eukaryota, Viridiplantae, Streptophyta, Magnoliopsida, Malvales, Malvaceae. Gene Ontology annotation, molecular function: DNA-binding transcription factor activity, RNA polymerase II-specific; protein dimerization activity; RNA polymerase II cis-regulatory region sequence-specific DNA binding. Gene Ontology annotation, cellular component: nucleus.